Messenger RNA from Phascolarctos cinereus (koala), 6840 nucleotides. It is a transcript of the gene CCDC186, whose product is annotated as coiled-coil domain containing 186. Gene Ontology annotation, molecular function: small GTPase binding. Lineage: Eukaryota; Metazoa; Chordata; Mammalia; Diprotodontia; Phascolarctidae. The record is from RefSeq and is a predicted model, not a curated record. Gene Ontology annotation, cellular component: trans-Golgi network. Gene Ontology annotation, biological process: vesicle cytoskeletal trafficking.
CGGUUCCGCGGCGGCGUCCGGCGUCGCCGCCAUCUUUGUUGAUGUGUCAGCUCCUCUGGGGUUUGGGCAAACCUGCGGCUGGUGACCAGUAACGCUCCUGGCCUUCCUCAACGCACCCCCUCCCCCGGCUUUGGCUGCCCCCCGCCCUCGCCCGCUCCCUUGGCUUCCCAGACCUCGCUAUGGAGAGGCUGACAACUUAGUCGAUUGCCUCACUGCCGGAUUUUUAGCAAAGAAAAUCAGAAGAUCAUAAGAAAUGCAGAGUGAAUUGGUUCCAGUUAGCUUGUCUGAGGUAGAGAAUAUACCUUCUGUUUCAUCAGAUAAAACCACUGGCUGUACAUCUGCAACAAAAGGCUCCACAAGCUGUUUUUCUGGAGAUGAAGAGAGUGGCUUAGACAAAGAUUCUAAACUUCUUCCAUCAAAAAAAGAGAUGACUUCACUUAUGCUUCCUGGAGGUGAUCAAAUUGAAGCACAAAAAGUUUACUCACCAGAUCGUAGUGGAGUUGGGAAUUCUUAUGACAAAGCAGACACACAUGAAGAAAAAUCUCAGAUAGUAACUCAUUUUCCUGGUGGUGAUUUUGCAGAGCAAGUGUCAAAGACAAAUGGAACAGAACAAACACUAGCAGAAAUAUUGCAAGAAUUAAAAUCAUCUAAGCUUACAGAAACAUCCAAUGAAAAGACUUAUUCAGAAAGUCCAUAUGAUACAGACUGCACCAAGAAACUUAUUUCAAGAAUACAGAAUGUUUCAGCACAGGAAGAUUUGUUGGAAGAAAUAGAAUCAGAGCUGUUAUCUGCAGAACUUUCAAAUGAACAUAGAGUACCCAAUGGUAUGAAAAAGGGUGAACGUGCUUUAGUUAUGUUUGAAAAAUGUGUGCAAGAUAAAUAUCUGCAGCAGGAGCAUACUAUAAAGAAGUUAAUUAAAGAAAACAAGAAGCAUCAGGAACUUAUUUUAGAAAUUUGUUCAGAAAAAGACAACCUAAGAGAAGAACUAAAAAAACGAACAGAAACAGAGAGACAACAUAUAAAUAUAAUUAAACAGUUAGAAACAAGAAUAGAGGAACUCAAUAAAGACAUUAACAUUUCCAAAGAAAAACUUGUAGUGCAAGAUACUGCAGCCAAAAAUGCGAUUCAGCAAUUACAUAAAGAAAUGGCUUUUCGAAUGGAGCAGGCAAACAAGAAAUGUGAAGAGGCUCGCCAAGAAAAAGAAACAAUGGUGAUGAAGUACGUCAGAGGUGAAAAGGAAUCUUUAGAUCUUAGAAAGGAAAAGGAGGGACUUGAGAGAAAACUCAGAGAUGCAAAUAAAGAAAUUGAAAAACAUGUUCACAAAGUUAAGCAGCUUUCUCAAGAAAAAGGAAGACUACACCAACUCUAUGAAACAAAGGAAAGUGAUGCCAGUAGAAUGAGCAGAGAAAUCGAGAAAUUGAAGGAAGAUAUCAACUCUCAUGUCAUCAAAGUAAAAUGGGCACAAAACAAAUUAAAAACAGAAAUGGAUUCGCACAAGGAAACCAAAGAUAAACUUAAAGAAACAACAAUAAAAUUAACUCAGGCCAAAGAAGAGGCAGAUCAAAUACGGAAAAAUUGUCAAGAAAUGAUAAAAGCAUAUCAAGAGUCAGAAGAAAUUAAAUCAAAUGAGCUAGAUGCAAAGCUCAAAGUCACAAAAGGAGAACUAGAAAAACAAAUGCAGGAAAAAUCUGAUCAGCUAGAGAUGCAUCAUGCCAAAAUAAAAGAACUAGAAGAUUUGAAGAGGACAUUUAAGGAGGGUAUGGAUGAGCUACGAACACUAAGAACAAAGGUCAAGUGUCUAGAAGAUGAACGGCUAAGAACAGAAGAUGAAUUAUCCAAAUAUAAAGAGAUUAUUAAUCGCCAAAAAGCUGAAAUUCAAAAUUUGUUGGACAGAGUUAAAAUCGUAGAGCAGUUACAGGACCAGCUUCAAAGAGAUAAACAAGAAAUUGAAAACUUGUCUGAAGAAGUGAGGAGUCUGAAUUCUUUGAUUAAUGACCUACAAAAAGACAUUGAAGGCAGUAGAAAAAGAGAAUCUGAGCUGUUGUUAUUUACAGAAAAAUUAACUAGUAAAAAUGCCCAACUUCAAUCUGAAUCUAAUUCUUUACAGUCACAAGUUGAUAAACUCUCCUGUAGUGAAAGUCAGUUACAGAGUCAUUGUGAGCACAUGAGACAGACUAAUACUGAUUUGGAAAGUAGGUUAUUAAAAGAAGAAGAACUUCGAAAGAAUGAAAGCCAAGCUUUGCAAGCUGACCUGACUUCUAGACAAAUAGAAAUAAAAGCAUUAAAUACUCAAGUAGAAGAACUGAAAGACGAAUUAGUUACCCAAAGACGUAAACAUGCUUCAAAUCUCAAGGAUCUUACCAAGCAGCUUCAGCAAGCACGAAGAAAAUUAGACCAGAUUGAGAAUGGUAGCUAUGAUAAAGAAGUCAGUAGCAUGGGGAGUCGUUCUAGCUCAUCAGGGUCCCUUAAUGCUCGAAGCAGUACAGAAGAUCGAUCACCAGAAAAUACUGGCUCCUCUGUGGCUGUGGAUAAUUUUCCAGAAGUGGACAAGACUAUGCUGAUUGAGAGGAUAGUAAGGCUGCAGAAAGCGCAUGCCCGGAAAAAUGAAAAGAUUGAAUUUAUGGAGGAUCAUAUAAAGCAACUGGUGGAAGAAAUUAGGAAAAAAACUAAAAUAAUUCAGAGUUAUGUCUUACGAGAAGAAGCAGGCACAUUGUCAUCAGAGGCAUCUGAUUUUAACAAGGUCCAUUUGAGUAGACGAGGAGGCAUCAUGGCAUCCCUGUAUACUUCCCAUCCGGCUGACAGUGGGCUGACAUUAGAACUGUCCUUGGAGAUCAACCGAAAAUUACAGGCUGUUUUGGAGGAUACAUUACUUAAAAAUAUUACUUUGAAGGAAAAUCUACAAACACUAGGAACAGAAAUAGAACGUCUCAUUAAACACCAGCAUGAACUAGAACAGAGGACGAAGCAAACAUGACAAAGCUUUUGCAUAGUAAACAGACAAAAGCUGCAGAAGGAACAGGUGCUACAGACCUCGGUGGCGUUUUGAAGUUUUUUUUAUGAUCUGUGUGUCACUCAGUGAAAGUGUGUUUUACCUGUGAUACAAAUUUAAGUCAUAACUGAAUUUUUUGAUAUAACCCAUCCUUGCUAUUCUCUGACCAUUUGAAUGAUUUACUGUGUGUACUGUAUGUAGCGUAAGCUUCAAGAUUUUAAUUGUUUGCACUGUGGAAUAUAACAUCCUGUUAAUGAUAAAAAAAAAAAAGAUUUGUUUAAUUUGCAAAUAGUCAUAUCAGAUGCUGAAGAAUACUACAAGGGCUUUCAAACACUAUAUUUUUCCAUCUCUCCAUUAACAUGCCUUAUAUAUCAAAGGUGAUUAAACCUUUUAAAAAUAUGCAUGAAAAGACAGGCGUUAAAAAUCAUUCAUAAUUAUAUGCACUUUCUUACUCUAAAAUAAGCUCAACACAAAUAACUAUAACACAUUAACUUUGGAAUUUUCAUUACAUUUAGCCACGUAUAGUAGGAUAUGUGUUUGGUUCUGUGACUUGAUUUUAAAAUUGACAUUUGAAGUGGAAUGGAAAAGUUUGCUAGUGAUAAUAAUGUGUGUGGUAUCCCGAGAAAGUUCAGAUAUUCAUUCUUCUCAAUGUCUGGUUUGGUCAUUAAGCUUUUCCUACAGUUAGAUACCUUCUUUAUAGCACCCCUGCAUGGUUCAUUGCAUUUAAAUGUUUAUCAUUUUUACACAUUUCUUUUGAUUGAUAGCUUAAAUGGUUUCCUAGAAUUCAUUUCCAUAAAUUGAUUCCCCGUAGUGUAUCUUGAGAAAAUUUUCAUUGAGUUAAAUCCAAAUUUUUAAAUUGGACGAGUCAUUAGAACGGUAGACUAUUUUAGAAGCUAUGAUACACAUAUGCUUCAUUAAUAUAAGAAAAAAUGUAAUAAUGCUUAGGAUUCAAGUCCCAAGGAAAACAGCAUUGAUAUGUUUUGUCAAGACUGUUUUAUUUGAAUACUAUUCCUUUGCACUGUUAGGUCUGUUUUAUACUGUAGAUUAUAGCAUCACUCCUUCAAGAUUAUAUUUUAUUUAAAACUCACAAUCACUUAUGUGUAACCAAAGGAUUUUUAGAGCCAAACGCAUAUACCUAUUGAGAGAUUUUACUAUAUUUAUUUAAAAUGUGCACUUAAUUUUUAUGAGCAGUAUCAAUAAUAAUUCUUACAUAAAUUCCAUUAGGGCAGGGACCAUUUUUUUAAUUUAUGUAUUUUCCCCAAUGCCUAGUACAGUGCUUUGCACAUAAUAGGCAUUAAUGUUCAGUGUUUGUUGAAUAUUUUCAUUUGUCGAGAUGCUACUUAAAUUUGCCCUCACUUCCUAGAAUUUUCGCAUGUGCAUUUGUGUACAUAUUUCAUUACAUUUAGAUCAUUGUUGUAAUAUAAUACCUUGGCUAAUGUUUGGUGCUUGUAGCCGUUAAAAUGAUUAAUUUUUUUUUAAUUUCAAAUUUUUUUUAAAGGAGAAUGGAUCCCUGUAGGUUAUUGCCACUGGAAGUUUUUUUUUAUUUUAAGAAAAUUGAACUCUAAAAGUUGGGUCCAUCAUAGUAACAUCCGUCUAAUUUGUUUUAAAAUUCUCAUAUUAAUUUGACAAUGUUGCAAAAAGUAAUGUGCUAAAUAAGGGUAAUAUUCAAAUGUUAAAUUUCUGUAGUGUGGUAUAUAUUUUCUGUAUAUUUAGUUCAUGUACUCAUAACUGACUCCCAUUCAGAAAUUCAUAAAAUUAAAUUCAAUGAAGAUUGUUUAUUUUAUGUUAGUUGAGAAUUAGUAUUGAUAUACCAUAAUGUGUCUUAUUUUUCAUAUGUUUAAUUUAUGAAAGUAAAAAAUUAAUAACCGUAUAGGGUAAGUGCAAUCAUGUCUUUUUUUUUCCAUUAUUCUUUUAGGCGUUCAGAUAUCACUCCUAAUGACUACUUAUUGUAGCCAGAUUUUUACUCCUGUGCAACCAAACCAUGCUUGGCUUGUCAUAUAGAUAUUAUCUGUGAGAUAUAAUUUAAGUUUUUCUCCGUAUGUGAAUCAGUAUUCAGGAGGCCAAGAUUAUUAUAUGUCCAUUAUGUGCUGUGUAGACAAGCUUUUAAAUUUCUACAUUUAUCAGAGACGGAAAUGAAUUAUUCCAGUAUUUAUGUCUGCAUAUGUCUUUUGGAAAAAUCUUUACUAGGAAGUUAGUUUUUGGAAGAAAGCCAUUAGAAAGUAUAUGUUGACCAUAUUCUAAUUUCUAAUGUAAGUGCAAGUAGAAAUCCUUUGAAGAAAAUAUUUUACUUUCUUUAAAAUGAUGUACACUGCAGCCUUAUAUAUCUGGAUCAGGACUGUACUAGGCAUUGGGGAAAAUACAGUAUUUUAGGUUCUUUGGGUUGCAGGGAAUAGUGUACAUAUAUGUGAGUUAUCACAUCUUAAAAAGUGAGCACAAGGUAUUAAGUUAUUAACAACAAUUUUCCCCUACUAAUUCAAGUCUUAAUCCCUCAGCCAGUUAAGUUUUGAGAAUUUAAAAUGAAGAUUUAGCAUCAGGGUAAAAGAGUAGGGUAGUUUUUGAAUGACUUCCCCAAUUAAGCAAUGUCUUUUUUUCAUGUGCCCUGUUUUCUAUACUGUACAAAUGUGAGGAGUAAGUUUCUAUUUCCUAAUUACAUAAUCCUGUGCAGUUUAGAAUUUUUUGGUGUGUGCAUUUAUACACAUAGGUUUGUUUAUAGAAACACAUAUGCACAAAUAUAAUUAUUUAAAUAUUAUGAUUUUUUACCAGGGGUGGGUCAUUGACUAAUGUCCUACUUUUAGAAGUUAUAUCAAGGGUAAUUGCUAUACAACUCAAUUCUGUCAAGCUGAUCAAGCCAAGGGCUUGAUAUAGAAUAACCAAAGAUAAUAAUUUAGUUUUAUAUUAUCAGAAAUUCAGUUCUAAGGACAUCUGUUAUAAAUAACAUGGCCCUUUGUAACAGGUUAAGAAAAUGUUAAUCCAUGUAUAUAGUUGGAUGAACCAAUGAUGCUUUUUUUUUUUAAGAAAUGCUUGGUGUUAUUGAAAUAGAUUGCUGUGAUUCUACAGGUUUUCCAGCAUUAAUUUGAUUAAUUUGAUACUUAUUUAUUUUUUCCUUUAAAAAAAAAACCAACCCUGUAACAUAUGGCAUUAGCUUUCUAGUAAUGUUUUUAGAUUACUAAUGCCAACUGGUGUUGCUGACAAAUGCAUCUAAUUAUGUUGAAAUAUCAUGUCAGUUUCUUAAGCAAAAAAUAUUUUUCCUUUCACAGUAUGUUUAAAUUCCUUCCUUUAUUAUAAAGUUUUACAUGUAAAUGUAAAGCUAGAUUUAACAAAACAAAGCCUUUAGGCUAUGUUAAUAUUUUAAAUACUCCAUGACACCCUGGUGAGAAUCUUUUAUAGGUCAUCUUUUCAUUCACUGUGAUUGGCUGUUCUUGUGCAUAUUGGCUCUAGUGACUUGUGGUUUUUUUUUCUCAGUAACUUUAAGAACAAAACUCUUUUGACACUUAAGAACACUAUUUUAAAAAUCUUUAUUGCCAGUUGGUGGCACUAUUAACCAGAAUUUCAAAAGAGGUAAAAAUGAAAAUUUCUCCAAAUAUAAAGAUUUUCGAACAAAAUGAUUAAAUGAUGGUUAUAAAUGUAUAGUAAAGAUGUAUUUUUAUUCCAGAAUGGAAAGUUUUUUAAAAAUGUGUAUGUCCAUUGUCUGUAGUGAAAUUUGUUUAUAUUUCUGAAUAUAUGCAUAGUCUCUUUGAUUUCACUAAAAUGUUAAUUUUGUAGAUAUGAUUCUGUAUAAAUGAAGUUUUUCAAGAAGUCAUCAUAAGUUCAUGCUGUAUAUAUUGUACUAUUAAAAAGAAAACAUCUGCUUC